Molecule: messenger RNA, 1023 nt
Organism: Triticum turgidum subsp. durum (durum wheat)
Lineage: Eukaryota; Viridiplantae; Streptophyta; Magnoliopsida; Poales; Poaceae
Source: the annotation of a GenBank genome assembly
AUGCUCCCCUUCUACCUCUCCCGCUACGGCAACCCGCACUCCCGCACCCACCUCUACGGCUGGGAGUCGGACGCCGCCGUCGAGGAGGCCCGCGCGCGCGUCGCCAGGCUCAUCGGCGCCGACCCCAGGGAGAUCUUCUUCACCUCGGGCGCCACCGAGUGCAACAACAUCGCCGUCAAGGGCGUCAUGCACUUCUACCGCGACCGCCGCCGCCACGUCAUCACCACCCAGACCGAGCACAAGUGCGUCCUCGACUCCUGCAGGUACCUCCAGCAGGAGGGGUUCGAGCCGCUCGAGGAGAUUGGCCGCAUCUGCCGCGAGAAGGGCGUGCCCUUCCACACAGACGCGGCGCAGGCUCUCGGGAAGAUCCCAAUUGAUGUCAACCAGAUGGGGAUUGGACUCAUGUCGCUGUCUGCUCACAAGAUUUAUGGGCCCAAGGGUGUCGGUGCGCUCUACCUGCGCCGCCGCCCUCGCAUUCGCGUGGAGCCACAGAUGAGUGGGGGUGGCCAGGAACGUGGCAUCCGCAGUGGCACGGUGCCCACGCCAAUUGUUGUUGGAUUUGGUGCUGCCUGCGAAAUUGCAGCCAAAGAGAUGGACUACGACGAGAGGCGAGUUAGUGCUCUGCAGCAGCGUCUGCUUGAUGGCAUCCGUUCCAAGGUUGAUGAUGUUGUCAUCAAUGGUAGCAUGGAGCACCGGUACGCGGGCAACCUGAACUUGUCAUUUGCAUAUGUCGAGGGCGAGAGCUUGCUGAUGGGGCUGAAGGAGGUGGCUGUGUCAAGUGGCAGCGCAUGCACCAGUGCUAGUUUGGAGCCUUCCUAUGUGCUCCGGGCGCUUGGUGUGGAUGAGGACAUGGCACACACCUCCAUUCGAUUUGGCAUUGGCCGCUUCACCACCGAGGAAGAGGUCGACAGAGCAACUGAGCUCACUGUCCAUCAGGUGCUUAAGCUCCGGGAGAUGAGUCCACUCUAUGAGAUGGCUAAGGCAGGCAUCGACAUCAAGAGCAUCCAGUGGUCGCAGCACUGA